Artibeus jamaicensis (Jamaican fruit-eating bat) is the source of this 2387-nucleotide messenger RNA. RefSeq names its product heterogeneous nuclear ribonucleoprotein A0 (gene HNRNPA0). Bases 562 to 1467 code for a protein of 301 amino acids. The record is from RefSeq and is a predicted model, not a curated record. Gene Ontology annotation, molecular function: RNA binding. The transcript has a single exon. NCBI's taxonomy places the organism in Eukaryota, Metazoa, Chordata, Mammalia, Chiroptera, Phyllostomidae.
GCAAAAGGCAGGGGUAGUCCCUUGUCAGGACACACAGGAGAGUUCGGGAGUGGAAGCGGGGCGGUAGAAACGCGACAAAUGCGGAGAAGGCCGAGGGCUUGCACCGACGGCGAAGGGCGGGGAGUCCGUGAUCAAGAGCGGCGGCGCUGCGGCGCGGUAGGCGGGACUAAGGAGAGCUAGGCGGGGAUUGGCGGGCAGCCCUGAGCUGCGGUACGUCGGCGGUGACGCUUGGCUCGGGGAGGGUGCGCGCGCGUUCAGCGGCCUCUUUGUGUGGUGCCUAGGUAGGAGAGCGGAGGUGGUGGUGGCUGUGGCGGUAGUAACGGCCUUGGUUGUCUUCCAGUUUUCUCAGCUCGCCCUCUAGCCGGCACCUCUCCCCUUCCCUCCCCCUUCCUUUUUUCCUCCUUCCCUCCCCUUCCCUCCUUCCCUCCCCCGCCGGUGACCGGCGGCGGUGGCGGCUCCAGCAACGGCUGGGCCCAAGCUGUGAAGAGGCUUUAGUCAACGAUAACGGCGACGGCGAAACCUCGGAGCUCGCAGGGCGGGGGAAAGGCCCGGCCCUUGGAGAUGGAUAAUUCCCAGUUGUGUAAGCUGUUCAUAGGCGGCCUCAAUGUGCAGACGAGUGAGUCGGGCCUGCGCGGCCACUUUGAGGCCUUUGGGACUCUGACGGACUGCGUGGUGGUGGUGAACCCCCAGACCAAGCGCUCCCGUUGCUUCGGCUUCGUGACCUAUUCCAAUGUGGAGGAGGCUGAUGCCGCCAUGGCCGCCUCGCCCCAUGCAGUGGACGGCAACACGGUGGAGCUGAAGCGGGCGGUGUCCCGCGAGGAUUCGGCGCGGCCCGGAGCCCACGCCAAGGUUAAGAAGCUCUUUGUUGGGGGCCUUAAAGGAGACGUGGCCGAGGGUGACCUGAUCGAGCACUUCUCGCAGUUUGGCACCGUGGAGAAGGCCGAGAUUAUUGCCGACAAGCAGUCAGGCAAGAAGCGUGGCUUCGGCUUCGUGUAUUUUCAGAAUCACGACGCGGCAGACAAGGCCGCGGUGGUCAAGUUCCAUCCAAUCCAAGGCCAUCGUGUGGAGGUGAAGAAGGCCGUCCCCAAGGAGGAUAUCCACUCCGGUGGGGGCGGAGGCGGCUCCCGGUCCUCCCGAGGCGGCCGAGGCGGCCGCGGUCGCGGUGGCGGUCGUGACCAGAACGGCCUGUCUAAGGGCGGCGGCGGCGGUUACAACAGCUAUGGUGGUUACGGCGGCGGCGGCUACAAUGCCUACGGAGGAGGCGGAGGCGGUUCGUCUUACGGUGGAAGCGACUACGGUAACGGCUUCGGCGGCUUCGGCAGCUACACCCAGCACCAGUCCUCCUAUGGGCCCAUGAAGAGUGGCGGUGGCGGCGGAGGAGGCAGCAGCUGGGGCGGUCGCAGUAACAGUGGACCUUACAGAGGUGGCUAUGGCGGUGGGGGUGGUUAUGGAGGCAGUUCCUUCUAAAUUUUUUUUAAGUACCUGGGAGUGGCUAUAGGGGUAGCUCUUCAACCACCCACCUAGGGUCAGUUCCCGAGUCCCUUCCCCUCCCACCGCCCUCCCCAUUUUGCCCUUGGGGGAGCUGCUUCUAAGGCUGCUUACUCUUGGGGGUGUUGCCCAGUUUGCCUGCCACCUCUCUCGUCUCUGCCUCUGAAGAUGGACUCUGCCCCACAUACACAUUUUUGUGUUACAGUUAUUGAUGGACUAUAUUUUUUUAUUAUUACUUGGACUUUCGUCGUUUUUAUACUAGCAAAAUGUCUUGUUUUAAUUUGUGUUUUUUGGGGGGAGGGAGUGAACUUGCUGAUUCUGUAGCAAAACUUGGGUGGGAGUUGGGGUGGGGGGGUUAGUUUACUUUGUUGUGAGGACUUGAUACCUGGCUACAGCGUUUUCUAUGAAAUCUACUUGGAUCCCAUGCCUGAAGUUUGGAAGCAUAUGUACAAAAAUCAUUUUUACGUUUUAUUUUUAAUAAACCAUUGUGUUUGACCGUACAUGGUGUAACAUUUUUUUUCUAUGAUCCAUUUCGUACCGUUUUAAGGGAUAUUAGUUGAAAUUUUUUUUGUGUUAAUUCUUAAUUUUGAUGUGUACUUAGAGGGACUUUUGAAAGGUCCUGGUUUUUUUUUUUUUUUUUCAUCCUGUUGCCCUAGUAGUGAUGUGUUGAAUUUUAUCCCUUUUCAGGCAAAACUUUUAAAAUGGUGGAUGUGGCUUUUUAAAAAUCUUUAAAGUUUCUGUGCGACCAUCUCUUGUACUAAAGGAUUUGUUUAUCAUCUUGACAUUAUUGGUUACUUCUUUUUAUGAGAAUUUACUUAAACGUAUGUACCGUGCAGUUCUAAAGAAAUAUUUUGUGUAAAGCAUGUGUUUCAUUCAUAUAAACUAUUUAAAAAAUUUCA